AUGUCCCGUUAUUCAAUGAUGCUAUUACUCCGGUUGGCCGUUUUGAUCACUUUUGGGUUAAGUUGCGCUGUAGCCUUGGCCACCGACUCUAACAAUGUGGUGAAAUCUAAUCCUACUAUCAAGGACACUCAAGCCUUGCGAUUUCUGCGUCGUUAUGCUUUCGAUGAGGAAGCUAACCGUGAUAACGAGGAUCAAGAGAGAGGUAUCGGUGUCUCUAAACAGCUGGACGAUGUGCUAUUGAAGGCCGACGAGGUUAUAGGAAUAUUGAAAAAUGUUGUUAGAAAAGUUGGCGGUGCGCUCAUCAAAAACUCCCGCGAGACCGACGAGUAUUUACGUCUAACAAGGGCUGUAUCCGGCAAGUAUCCGACUGCAAAAGAGUUGAGCCUCUCUACAUUGAGGCAGCUUAAAAAGAUUGAAGCCGUGAGAAAGAAAGACAUCGAAAAGGGUAUCGAUGUCAGCAAGGCAGCGACCGAUGGCAUACACAGGGAUAUUAAGCUCUUUGAUGGGAAUAAGAGGGUCCCUGACAAGUAUAUGGGGGCCCACGUGGGACGCGACCAGCAGCGUUUUACCGAAGCCGAUACUCGGAGUCUGGUAGCCGGUGUGGUUACAAGGACAAACAAGAAAGGCGAGCAGGAAAUUCUUCUGGUUUCGAGCUCGAAACCCACUAAGUAUGAGUUUAUGAUAUCGAAGGGGGUUGGGAAAAAGACGAGAGUGUUGAAAUGGCAGCGCUGCGUGAGGUCAUUGAAGAAGGAGGGGUACGUAGACCGCUCGUGGAUAUUGGGAGCAGUGACAAUCUAUACUAACUCGCGGUGA
Molecule: messenger RNA, 813 nt
Organism: Phytophthora infestans T30-4
Lineage: Eukaryota; Oomycota; Peronosporomycetes; Peronosporales; Peronosporaceae
Product: secreted RxLR effector peptide protein, putative
Exons: 1
Coding region: 1-813 (270 amino acids)
Source: RefSeq, a predicted model, not a curated record